GGUCACAGUUAAUUUUUUAAACGUGCAGUUUACGAUAAGAGGCAGAAUGCAGCGGAUGUGUUUGAGUUAUCCUCAAAACCAUUCAUUGUUGAAAAGUAGCGUGGAUCAAAUUUUUAUCAAUGAGUGAUUGGUGCGAAUAUGGAAGUUGUGGACGUAUUAAUUCUGUUUUUGGUAUUGGUACUGAGAUCUGAGGCCAGCAAUAAUGUCACGAUAUCUAAAGAGGCAAUGGAACUGAGAUUUGGGGAGCCUGGGUUUUUACUCACCAUGCCGCAGAGACUGAUUUCUGGAAGAAAACAGUUGGUGUGCCUAACAAUUCAUGGUGCAUCACCACCAUCGAGAAUAAAAGUGGACAUUAAGUAUAAAGAUACUCAUUAUUCUACGGACAAGAUAAUAGAGCUAGAAUACAGCUGCUUCCAUGUUAGAGUGCCGACACACAACAAGCAGUCCCCUCAGUAUGUCAGUGUGAAAGUUCAGGUUCAGUUAGAUGGCAUUGUUUAUGGAUCCCACAAUCAGGACCCUGUCCUGGUUUAUCCCGAUAAAAUGCACACUUUCAUUGGACUAGAUCGCACCAUGUACAAACCGGGUGACCAGAUAAGGUUGAGAAUUCUUGUUUUGGACGACGAUCUACUUCCACCUGACCAGUACAAGAUACCGGAAGUGAGAAUCAGAAAUCCGUUGGAUAUUUCUGUAGCAGUUUGGGAAAAUAUCUCAACCACUGCAGGUCUGGUACAACUGGAACACUCGAUUUAUAAAGAUGCAAAAGCGGGCAAAUGGAGGGUAGAAGUAAACGGUGAAAUCAAACACUUUGAAGUGAGCAAAUACGUGCUACCAAGAUUCAACAUAAAUAUUUCCCACCCGAAAGUGAUAUAUUACUCCAGCAGAUAUUUGGAAUUGAAAGUUUGUUCCAAGUACAACUUCGAACAGGAAGUCAAGGGAAAAGCCUUCGUCAAAGUGACAGACACGGGUGGCAUUAUGAAACCUCUUUACGAAAUACACCAGAUGAUUAACGGAUGUGCCAAAUUCAAGCUGAAAAAUAGUCAGCUGAAUCUGAUGGAUAUAAAGAGGAAAUAUCCAAUGUACGAUCCGAAAAUACAGCUUUCAGUCACUGCGACCGUGAUUGAAUAUGGAACCGAUAAAAUAGUAUUGGACAAUGUGAAAAUACCAGUGGAUUUGAAGGAAUAUCACAUGAAGAUUGUCUCCGAGAAUGUUUUUCAGCCAGGACUGCCCUAUCAUGGAAAGGUCCAAUAUAGCAACGUUCACACGGACAUCAGAAAUCACGUGGUCGAAAUAUGUUACAAUGUAGCCAUCAAAAAGAGUUGGAACUACUUGAAUAAUGAGAAAUGUAGAAAUUUCACAAUAGGUGCUGAAAAUAGCACCUAUUUCAGUAUAUUGCCCCUGAAGAGUACCGUUGUACAUAUGACGAUAACUGCCAGAUCAUUGAACCAUACCUUGAUAGGGGACAGUUUACUGGUAGUAAGAAUUUACUCUUCUUUGAACGAUUAUAUUCUGCUUAGACCAAAUAUUGCCCUGAAUAAACAAUGUGCACCAACCCAACAAAUACUGGUGAUAUACACAACAGAUCGAUUACGUAAUAACGAUAAUGUAACUUUUUAUUCUGUGAUCAAGAGUAAGGGUGAAUUGUAUUCAGUGAACAAAAUAACGAAGAAAAUUCAACCUAAAACACUCAACUAUAAAAGCGAGUUGAAAAACAUCAUUGGAACUCCCCAUAGGUACAACACAGACGGUUCCACUAUCGACAAAUUCGUUCUUAGAUUCAAUUUGGAUAAUAAAAUCGUUGGGAAAUAUCAAAUUCUGUUGUUUUAUAUAGGUAGCAAUGGUGAAACGAUAUCAGCAACCAGAGAAAUCGAUAGAGGACCUUGUUUUCGAAAUAAGGUUCAAGCAUAUUGGUCAGAUACUAGGAUUUAUCCAGGAACUAAAGCAAUGCUGAACAUCAAAACAACAACUCAAUCGUUGUGUGCCAUCUCUGCAGUAGAUACAUCAGUGGAGUUCAUGGGUGCUUCUGACCACUUGAAUGCAUAUUCUCUGAUGAGGCGUUUACAUCAAGAACCACCACCUGCAACCUCUAACCGAAAGUCUUGUGUCUCACCGAGUAAGAAGAAUGUUCAAGUUCCUUCAUUCUAUACUGACCCAACUGCUGAUACUGAAUGGAGUUCCAGAAAGAGACGAAGAAAAAGAUACGUUUAUCCAUUUUCAGAAGAUUUCGAUUCGUAUGAUACGUUCACUAAAUUUGGAGCAGUAGUGAUAACGAAUCUGAAAGUAGUAACCAAGCCAUGCUAUACAGGUCCUAAGGUUUCCCUUUAUAGUCCAGCUCCGUUUCAGACUGACAAUUAUAAUGUGCACGAUGAUGACGCAGUGGUCGCAGUAAGAACUUAUUUUCCUGAAACUUGGCUGUGGGAACUCACUCCUGUAAGGAGUUACAAACAAGUCCCAGCGGAAAUCCCUCACUCCAUAACAAAAUGGAAGACGACUGUUUUAUGUGUCUCACCAACUGAGGGCCUAGGAAUGAGCACACCGACAGAUAUAACUAGUUUUCAACCAUUUUUCAUCAACAUAUUAACACCCUACUCGAUAAAAAGGGGUGAAAUAUUGCAUCUGAGGAUAUUACUCUUCAACUACAUGACCUAUAGCCUACCAAUUAAGGUCACUAUAGGGAAUUCAAAUGGAGUUAAGCUCUUGAGUUCGCAGAGCAGCGCAUCUUACUGUAUUCUACCGACCGAUACUAUAACCCACGUGUUUCCUCUGUCAGGAAAUGAGGUGGGAAAGGCGACUAUUACUGUAGUGUCAGAAGUGGACGCACUUUUUCCUGGUCAUUGCGGACCAGAAACUAUAAUCAAUACAAGGGACGUUGUAGUCAGAAAUUUGAUUAUUGAACCAGAGGGAUAUCCUGUUGAAACCACAAAAUCUGCAUUGCUUUGUAACUCAGAUUUGUACACUUCAUCGAAUAUUUCGUGGAAAAUCAAGGUACCCGACAAUAUCGUACCAAACACUGCCAAGGCAAAGUUAUCUUUGAACGCAGACUUAUUAGGACAAUCUUUAGAGAACUUGGAGGACCUGCUCCAAAUGCCAAACGGAUGUGGUGAGCAGGUGAUGGCCACUAUGGCGCCCAAUCUCUACCUUGUCAAAUAUUUACAGUCGAUCAAGAGCCUCGAAACACCCAUCAGACAAAAAGCGGUGAAGAACAUGAAGAUUGGUUACCACAAAAUAUUGAAUUAUGCCCUCAAGGAUGGUUCUUUCUCGCCAUUUGGCUAUCACGACAAUUUUGGCUCCAUGUUCCUGACAGCAUUUGUUGUAAAAACUCUGAAGUUGGCGAAAGAUUAUAUUUACAUUGAUCAGAGGGUCGUUGAUAGAGCUGUUUCUUGGAUAUACACUCAUCAGUUGGAGAAUGGUUGCUUCGAUACAAUGUUACACGUUUUUCAGGAUAUGGGUGCCACCAGUACAGAGAAUAGUACCUCGGCUUUGUCGUCUUACGUUAUGAUAAGUUUAUUGGAUUCCGGUAUUGAUAUUCCGAAAAACGUUUUCGAGAACGCCAAAUAUUGCAUAAGGGGUUACAGCGAUCCUGACAAGUACACACUAGCCAUCAGUUGCUACGCUCUCUAUAAAAUGAAGUGGUAUGACGAGGCGAACAAAGUAUUGAAGAGGCUGUUGAAUGUCGCCUCGAAGCAGAACAAUAUGAUAUGGUGGUCCAUGAAAGAUAGUGGUACUGCAGCUACAGAAAUAGAGGUAACAAGUUAUGCGCUGUUAACGUUGCUAGAGUAUAAUACCAAUGAGAAUUUGGCAUACGCACAUUCAAUAGUGAGGUGGCUAACAUCAAAGAUCGGCCCACGUGGAGGAUUUCAAUCAACGCAGGAUACAGUAGUGGCUUUGGAUGCCUUAUCGAAAUACUCAAUCGCCAUAUCGUCAAGAAAAAUCAACCUGGAUAUUCAGGUUCAGGCAGAAAGACAGAACCUCAAUUAUCAGAUCCAAGAUGACGAUAGGUUGAAGACGAAGAAGAUAACCCUUAAAGCCACUGAUAAUGAAAUCAACGUAAGAAUAAGAGGAGAAGGUUGUCUUUUAGUACAGUCGGUCCUCAGCUACUACUUGAGGAACGUCCCUAAAAGCGAGUCAUUCAAGAUAGCUCUAGAAGUGUUACCCGUGUCUACUGUAGAUAAAUGUUCCAUAGCAACAUUAUCACCAUGCAUUUCCUACUCCGGUCCUGAUGUACAUUCAAACAUGGCGGUUUUGGAUGUGACUUUGCCUUCCGGCUAUAUAGCAGAUAGGGCUUCUCUGUAUAAAUUGACCGAAUCUGAAGAGGAAUCAAAGGUGAAGAUGUUUGAGGAGAUCAAAGACAGGGUUGUUUUCUAUUUUACGAAAUUGGACAAAGAAGUUAGGUGUUUCACUUUCGGCAUAAACGAAGACACGUUUGUUGAAAGAAGAACAGAUAGUAUGGUUAAGCUAUACGAUUAUUACAAGCCAGAGAUUGAAAAUGUCGAACUAUACACAAUACAGCAUUGUAAUGAAUCCUCUGAAGAACAAUCAACAAUGAUCAGUACAACAACAGAAAUUGAAAAUGAAUCGCAAUCCCCAACAACUCUCUCUAUAUGGGAUUAUGUAGACAAUACGAGCUAUGAUAAUGAAACAACAUCUUCAGAUAUCGAAACUACAACAUACACCAUGAAACUGGAGGAUUAUGUUUGAUACUCAGAAUGCUAUCAACGUUUUUUUGUACAUAUUCAAGUAUUAUAGAUGGUUUAGUUCUAGUGUAAUGUUAUACUACCAAUAGUGAACAAUAUGAAAAUAAAUUACUAUUUCUAGCUAA
Messenger RNA from Coccinella septempunctata (seven-spotted ladybird), 4816 nucleotides. RefSeq names its product pregnancy zone protein-like. Gene Ontology annotation, cellular component: extracellular region. Gene Ontology annotation, molecular function: endopeptidase inhibitor activity. Lineage: Eukaryota; Metazoa; Arthropoda; Insecta; Coleoptera; Coccinellidae. The record is from RefSeq and is a predicted model, not a curated record. The transcript is spliced from 25 exons. Bases 139 to 4695 code for a protein of 1518 amino acids.